AGCAGCGAAGAAAUCCACGAAGAUGUUUCAGAGGUGUAUACAAAGAUUUUGUUCCUUUUUAUGACGGCUGCUGUUGAUGAUGGAACGUUUUUGGGCAAACGAAAUCAUCAGUUGCUGAAAAAAGAAAACAGCUUGUUCAAUACGAAACGACUGUUUCGUGCGAUUUCCAUCUUCAAACGAUCAAACACUGUUGCUGUUGAAAGGAUUAUUCGGGAAGCUUACUCAUCGAGGCAGUUUACGGAAGCCGAUGUCUUGUCAAGCAUCAAGACUGUUGGACAAGACUUGAACGAUUUUGUUGCAAAUUUCCAAGAUCCUCUCAGUUUGGAAUUUGACUAUGUUAACACUGAAGAUUUUCUGAAGAAAUGUUUGGUUAUUUUUGACGGACUCUCAUAUGUGCUCACUGACUUGAACGAUUUUGUUGCAAAUUUCCAAGAUCCUCUCAGUUUGGAAUUUGACUAUGUUAACACUGAAGAUUUUCUGAAGAAAUGUUUGGUUAUUUUUGACGGACUCUCAUAUGUGCUCACUGUAAUUCCUUUGACCUUCACCGAGCUCUCAACAUUCUCAAACAGGACACUAUUGAUAUUGAUCGAUGAAACAAUUUCUUCGGUUUAUGCACUUUUUCACGUAAUUCUUAGCAAAUGCAGCUCCGGAGAUGAUUUAUAUUUUAUGCUGACGGAUGUUUCUCAGCAUGAACGGUUUAUAUUUUAUUACGAUGUCCUGUAUCCGCUAGAAGAUAUAAUUGAUCGAUGCAAUGAGCAACAAAAAAUCAUUCUGAAUGAUACUAUUGCGCAUAUCAAGUGGUCACAAACAAGUCUGAUCAAAGAGCAAUUGAGGAAUCGUGGACAACUUGCUAAUUUGGGUUCUCCGGAAAACGAGAAAUCGCAGGAAGCAAUUGUUUAUUUGAUCGAACUUUUACCUCAUUUAUCGGCACAGUUCGUACAUCUGUGCUUGCGACAUUUUGGCUAUUCUGUCGAAGAAACGGUAAAUGCGUUGCUGAACGUUGAUGAAUUACCACUGGAUUUGAGAUCUUUGAUGACCACACAAGCACUUGGACAUUCGAGAUGA
Molecule: messenger RNA, 1065 nt
Organism: Gongylonema pulchrum
Lineage: Eukaryota; Metazoa; Nematoda; Chromadorea; Rhabditida; Gongylonematidae
Source: the annotation of a GenBank genome assembly